Messenger RNA from Cyanistes caeruleus (blue tit), 460 nucleotides. NCBI's taxonomy places the organism in Eukaryota, Metazoa, Chordata, Aves, Passeriformes, Paridae. The record is from RefSeq and is a predicted model, not a curated record.
GGGAGCGGAGGCCACCAGAGCCACGCCUGGGGUGGCUCCGCCGGUGUCCCCAAGAUGUCCCCAAGAUGUCCCCAAGACGUGCCCGUGUCCCCAGACCCGGGGGUGCUGCGGGGGGUCCUGGAGGGUCACGGGGACGCCGUGUGGGGCCUGGCCUUCGAUGUCACCGGGCGUCACCUGGCCUCGUGCUCGGCCGAUGGCACCGUGCGCCUCUGGGACCCCCGAGGGGACGGCAGCCGCGGUGGCACCUGCCUGAGCGUCCUGGACGGGCACAAAGAUCACGGUGUCCCCACCUCGGUGACGUUCGUGGCCACCCAGCCGGCCCAGCUGGUGGCCGGCUUCCGCUCGGGUGCCACCGUCCUCUACGACCUCGAGGCCACCAAGGCCACCCUGGUGUCCCCAAACGGCGGUGAGUGACCCCCCCUUGCUGUCCCCAGGGUCACCUGGGGUCACCUGGGGACAC